Messenger RNA from Laccaria bicolor S238N-H82, 1628 nucleotides. RefSeq lists its product as uncharacterized. NCBI's taxonomy places the organism in Eukaryota, Fungi, Basidiomycota, Agaricomycetes, Agaricales, Hydnangiaceae. Bases 1 to 1569 code for a protein of 522 amino acids. The transcript is spliced from 13 exons. The record is from RefSeq and is a predicted model, not a curated record.
AUGGUCCUUCUUUUCCUCUUCGUCUGCCGCUCUCAGACUGGGCCACCAACUCACAACCUCAAGGGUCAAGACCCUCUCUUUCCAGUGUUUCCAUUUGCUCUUGGAUCAAGAGACGCUUCUGGAUCAGAGUCGACUAUCCGAAGCGUUUGGACGAGCAUGUCUAACUUCUGCCCAACGGUCUUUCAAGACCCUCUCUUUCCAGUGUUCCCAAUGGCUCUUGGAUCAGAGUCGACUAUCCGAAGCGUUUGGACGGGCAUGUCCAACUUCUGCUCAACGGUCUUGGGGGACCAUAGGACAUACUAUGGACUUCUAUCAGGAGAGUAUCUUUUGACCGGGCUGCUUAACCUUUUCCACAUUGGCUCCAGACAUUGGUACAGCAACCAACGGAACUCAAAUCACGCUUUGACAAAAGCCAGAAGCCAUCUCCUCAUUCUUGCGUCAUUGACAGUGACAAUACUUGUCUGCCAAGUCGUCGCGUUUUUCUCGCCUUCUGAAUGCCUCAACCCUCACUGGGGCCGAUGCGAUGAUGAAAUCAAAAGAAACAUCAAUCUACUCCUUCGGUUGGCUCUUGCAAUAUCUCAUAUCCGUCUACAAGUGGUUGCAUCCAUCUGUGUGGUGUGUUAUGUGGCGCACAAUCCAAUAAAAGACCCACUGCUUGCCGAGUUUCCGCCGCCGAUCGAUAUAGAGGACGAAGCGACCUUUGCGUGGGCGGCAGCCAACGUGGCAGAUGGGAUUGAAGAUGACUCGUCGUCGUGUCGUUGUCAGAAGCGGCCCGGUCACCGCGGUCCCCUUCAAACCUUGCACAGCCAUCAUCGCGAGAAGACUACAAAACGCAGCAUCCAUCAUGAUGGCGCUCUUGAGCAGGUUUCCAUUUCCUCAAGGCCCGUUUGUAACGACCUACUUACUAUCUUUCCCUUCCUCUUUCACGAAUCUUUGAACAUGACAUCUGGUGGCCGGUCCACUGUUUCGAUUGCUCUCAAGAACGUCCUUAAAUCGCUGUGUGAAUGGAGGCCGUAUCUGGGCUUUGCUUUGUUCUUCGCAGUGUUCAACCUGAUAUUUGGGAUCGUUACGCUGUCGUUCCUGCAUCCGAAGAAGGAACCUCUCGUUUUCGGUCUCAUUUGCUUGGCUAUCCUAUUGGCGUUGGGCCAUUUUGCCUCAGUUUGUUUCCUCUUCCAGAGGUCCAAAAGUUAUCAAUACGCUGCUGAUCCCUCCUAUGCAGAUGUAGGAUACUCUGCGGGGAUCGCUGUUCUGUUCGCAAUUUCUGCUUUAGCACUGAUUCACGAGCUCCCGAAACGAUGCUAUUCUGGACCAAACGAAGAUUUAAAGGAGCUGGGAAAAAACAUUUGUGGCACGAUCACGGCGAUGGGGGUCUCGUCAUGCCUGGCCUUUGUGUGCAUGAUCGUUGCAGCUGUUAUGAUCUGCGUGGCUGCGCGUAAAGCCAUUGAACUUGCGAAAGCUCCACCUCCGGUUUUCCCGUCGGGUACUGAGGCAUCUAUUAUGAGAUGGCUUGAUAGAAGCGAUCCCUUCGUUUCGGUUGCUCGUAGUCAACAUCGCCAGGGUAGUUUGUAGAUACCCAUUGUCUAGUUUGGAACUUGACAUCGCGUGAAAGGGACGGUGGACGCACCACA